AUGGCGAAAUUAUCAGUACCCAAAACCCUAAAAUCAUGUAUUUGUGAUGGAAUUCUUUCUUCUUUACAUGAAAUUAAACCUAACCCAGAUAUUAUUCUAGGUUUGAUUGAAUAUUGGAGUUCUGAAACAAAUACUUUCCAUUUUCCAUGGGGUGAAGCUACCAUUACUUUGGAAGAUGUAAAUGUUUUGUAUGGUUUGCCUGUUUUAGGAGAAAAUGUGAAUUUUUCUACUUUUGAUGGUUCAUGUAAAAAUCUGGAAUCAAAAUUACAUAGAGUAAAAAGUGCUCUGUCAAUUAGUAGUAAUGAAAGUAAUGGUUGGAUUAAGUAUUUUAAUGAGCAGAAUGAUGAAAUGGAGCAUGUGGGGUUUUUGGCAUUUUGGCUUUCUAUGUUUGUGUUUCCUGUCAUUGAUGAUGGAUCAGUAGGAUCACAUGGUUUUCCGGUUGCUAUUCGCCUUGCUAAAGGGGCGAGGAUCGCCCUUGCUCCGGCUGUUCUUGCCUGUUUGUAUCAGAAUAUGUCCUUUCUUACUAUGCAUGCUGCUGAUUUUGAUUCUGCUAAGAAGGAGGUUUCUGUUCCUGGUCCAUUUCAGAUUUUGCAGCUUUGGGCUUUCGAAAGAUUUCCCUUGUUAGGGUCGAAAUUAGCAAGGCCUUUGAAUUUGGAGAAUUGGCGGUAUAGGUCUAUUGACCUUGAUGUUGGGAGGAUUUUGUCUGGUUAUUCGGGUGAUGUUGAUGAUGAAUUGAAAGCAUUUCAAGUGUGUUUGCUACCUCAGGAGUUGAUUGGGAUUGAUCGUACUGCAACAUGUCAGCCUCAUAGGGUCAUGAUGCAGUUUGAAUGUGGUCAAUCUGGUCAUAAGGUUAAGGUAGAUGCUGUAUUAACUAGCCCUUUAAAAUCAGGAAAUGUCAGAUUGCUUAAUGGUAAAAAGCCAUCUGAAGUGGGUGAUAACAUACCAAGGGAAGGAUCAAUUAGUGCUCAUGAAAAAGCGGUUAUUGAAGGCCUUGAGCAGGUGUGCAAGAAUGAUGAUCAUAAGAGGCCGAUACUAACAUGUGACGAGAAAACAGAAUCGAAUUGUAAUGAGGGCAGUGAUUCACUUGAACCAGCAGCAACUGUUAGUCCUGUAAGUGAAAUUCUGAAUCUUUCAGGUGGUGAGACUGGUGACAAUGGUACUAAAGAUAAAGUACAAAGUUUGGAAGGCCUGGUGGUUAUGGAUUCAGAUGAUGAGAUGGCUGAGAAAGCGGAGUUCAAAGAGGUUAUCCGGUCUAGGAGUAGUACAAAGAAGCUGAAAAGAAGGAUUGGGGAUUCAGCUGAUUAUCCCUUGUUCAUCAAUGAAUACUCAAACGCCAAAAAGGUAAAAAAGUCCGGUAUAUUUGGGAGUCCAAUUGAUGUUGAGAAUUACUGGCUGUGA
Chenopodium quinoa (quinoa) is the source of this 1398-nucleotide messenger RNA. Its product is annotated as protein MAINTENANCE OF MERISTEMS-like. The transcript has 3 exons. The record is from RefSeq and is a predicted model, not a curated record. Gene Ontology annotation, biological process: meristem development; meristem maintenance. Lineage: Eukaryota; Viridiplantae; Streptophyta; Magnoliopsida; Caryophyllales; Amaranthaceae. Bases 1 to 1398 code for a protein of 465 amino acids.